GGCCCACCUCACCUAGAGCCUGCACCCAGGGUGUCUCCUCUGCAGAUUCUGGGCUGGGGGAGGCAGCCCCCAGCAACCAGCAUCACCCACCCUCCCAACUGACAUCCACCCAGGCCCCGUCCUCGUGCCUGCGGCGCGGAGCCUGGCGGGGCCCUGGAAAGCCAACGUCGCGGGAAGCCCCGGCCACUUCACGCUCCAGAUGCUUGAGCUGAGCCUGCGGGAGGAGGAGCUGCGAGCGCAGCACCAGACCGCGCUGCUGCGCCUGCGCGAGAAAGCGCUGGAGGAAAGGAUGCGCGCUGAGCUGGCCUGGUUGGAGCAGCAGCGAGGGUGUCUGGGCCGCGAGGGGAGCGCCGCGGUGCUGGCAGUCUUGGCAGAGAGGCAGAAGCAGGCCCUCAGCAGCCUUGAGCAGGAGCAGAGAGAAAUCCGGUGCCUGCAGAAUGCUCACCGGUUCUCGCACGAGGAGAGGAAGCUGCUUCUGCAGCACCAGAGGGACAUCCUGUCCCUGCGGACGGCCGUGGCACAGCUGCAGCAGGAGCUCGAGGCCCGGACCGGGCUGCCUCAGAGGUCUGGCCACAAAGUCAAGACCGCUCAGAUGGAGGGGCCGGCACAGGGCUCCCUGUGCCCGUCAACACCACGUAGGCCUGGCGACCCCACCAGCCCCAGCCCCCGGAGAAGCUCCGAGAGCCCACGCGCCCAACUCCUUCCCACUGGGCAGGAGGACGGGACACACCCUGAGGCCACUUCAGCUGUGGACAGUCACCGACCGCUUCCAAGACCUGUGUGGGGAGAGGACAUGCCUGUGGCCAGUGGCUGGCCCGACGCUGGGGGCCCACUGGUAGAGAGCCAGAUCCCUGUGGACCAAGAAUUCCUGGACACCGUGCCGUCCACACCCUGCGUUCCGCACCCAUCGGUGCUCAGGGUCCCUUUGCUCACAGGAGACCCCCUGCCCAACCCCCGCCCUUUGUCAUCGAUGGAGAGGACGCAGCCUCUGACGGAAUGCCGUGGGCAGAAACUCCAGGGCCAGCACUCCCUGGGCGGAAGGAGUCCCUGCAGCCCCCCGGAAGCCAGCCAGGUGGCUGAAGGCAGCAUAAGCCCGGCAGGGUCGGAACCAGAGCUGGAUUUUGCCGACAGCCCCAAGGAGGAGCCCCACCAGAUGGAAAGCCGGGCGUCAGGGGGACAGAGGAUGGAGACCUGUUGGCAGGAGGACCCCCACGACCCCUUCUCUCGGCCGGAAGCCACCCCGUGGACUGCUGCUCCAGCUCCUGCGCCCUCCAGCCCGCGUGCGGGCAGCCCCCUGGGGCUGGGCCCCAAGUCCGAGUCUGAGUCAGCUCCCUGGACCUGUGCCGGGUCCCGUGCCUCCUCCUCCCUGAGCGGGCUGUCUUGCUGUUCUCUCCAGGAGUUUCAGAAGGCGUCCGCCAUGCUGGUGCAGCUUUCCGAGAGCUCCGUCUCCCUCUCGGACUGGGAAGCUGGGGACCCCACUGAUGCAGACCCUGGCUGGUCUAGGGAGCUCUCACCUCAAGACUCCUGGGGGGUCCACCGGGGCGGGGAGCCGGUGGCCUGGGAGAGGCUGGAGGGCAACAGGACCGGUCCCCAGGGCGGCUCCCCCAUGGACACAGGGGGUCCAGAGCCCAGGGGAGGCCUCGUGCAGGUGGGCCGGCUGCUGCCUCUCCCGGAUGCCCCUUCUGGGAGGUCAAGGUCAGAGCUGUCAGAGGCACCCAGCGAGGUCUGGGAUGAGGAGAACCUGCUGGGGCCAGGCCCUGGUGCUGACCCAGGCUCAGGGCGCCACUCCCCUGCAGGAGGCUCAGCUUACCUGGAAGGUGACAGGGCGCCCUGCUCUGUACCUCCUUCCCUGGGCCUUGGGAAGGGGCAGGAAGCUUCCAGAACCAGCGGGAGCCUGGUCAGUGGAUUAAAUACAGAAAGAGGCAAACAGGUGUCACCGGAGGCUGCCUUCCCACCACUCCCAUCCACAGCCUCUCCCUCCCGUGACUUAGACCUGCCCCUUUCCUCUCCCUCCGGGUCCCUGGCAUCCGAAGGGGUGGAGUUUGGUGAAGCGGGAGACACUGGGGCUCUACAAGCCUCGGCUGGCUGCCCAGAGGGGCCUGGGGGCACUGACCUGAGUCUGUCCAACCACAGGAAACCUCAACAGGCCUGGUCUGAGCCUGAGGUCCCCGUGAGUCCGCAGGCUCCUCCUGGAGACCCUGGUGGUCUGGUAGCCCAGACACCCAAGGGCUGGGCACCUGGGCAUAGGGGGAGGGGACACUCCCCUGCCCCAGAGGAAGCCUGCCCUACCCUGGCCAGCGGGGUCUUGCCCGAGAUCCUGUCCCCUGUGGACGAUGUGCUGUCCUAUGGCAGUGCUGACCUUCCGUCCUCCACCCACAGGGACACCAGCCUCCCUCCUUGGCCUCCCACCCUCCCAGCAGAGCGUGAGGGGGCCAGCCUGCACUCGGGAGACUUCCCUCCCCCACCUGAAGACACCAUGUCUCCUGGGGGCUCACCGGGCCCCCCCAGGGAGGAUGCCUCCAUUAGAACUGGGGAGUUGCCCUCCUUGUCUGAGGAGGUCCUGCCUGAGCCACUGUUUCCGGGGCCCCAAGAGUCAGGGCUCUGCCUGGGGGCGGGUAGACAGGGUGGAAGCCUUGGGGAAAAAUUGGGCGAAUCGUGUUCUGAUGGGGGAGCUGAGGCUGUGGGCAGCCAGUGGUCUGAGCCAGUUUGCUGCCUAGGGUCCCCCUUGUGGGGGGGGGAUGGUGGUGCCGUGGGGGAGCUCCCAAGGCUGCCAGCGCAGCCCCCAACCCCAUCCAGAGUGGCCUUCAUGGCCAGGGAGGGUCUGCCCAUGUUGUUGUCAGCCGGAGGUACGGGGCCGUCUGGCACCGGGCACAGUGACCCGGAUCCUGCUUUGGGCGCGGGCUCCCACGCAGAUGUACCUGGUGGGGAGAGAGCCGAGGUGGUGGACUUGGUGUCCAGCCAGCUCACCAGAAGGAUCCUGUGCGACACGCUUGCUGUGCUCUCGGAGCUGGCCCAGCCGGCCGCCCGCUGACGGAGAAGCAGCUGUGUCCCCACAGCUGACCCGGCAUGUCCCCAAGACUGAUGAGACUCCUGAGGAGACAGGGCAGGGCCCGCGGUGACACACACCUGUGACAUUGCUUUGUCACUGUGCCCAUGCGUGCCCGUGUGUGUGGGAGGCUCCGGAAGCCUGGACCACUGAGGGCAGAGCCGCCGUUCAGAAUAGCCACCUGCCGUCGGCCGUGCAGGUGAUCCUCUGACGCUGGGCGGGGGACUGGGCACUGGCGUGACAUCCCGUGCAGUGGGCUUUGUUCUUCCGGGCUUUGGGUCCACGGCUUCCAUCCGGCCCCAAAAGGGUCACUGCUGCACAGUUCAAGAGGCGGGAAGCUGAAAGGUUGUGCGGGGCGUGUCCGAAGGCUGGCUGACCCAGGACAGAUGCGGAAGUCACGGAUUCGAGAGAGAACAUUCUGGAGGAGCCGGGAAGGGGAGCAGCUCUGAGGUGGAACCAGGCGCCAGCCCAAGCUGACCGCCCGCCAGCACGGAGAGCCUUCCGCAAAGGCCACGGGAGAGAGCACCGUUCUGGGGAUGUGGGAAGCCCGGGUGGAGGUGGGCAGGGGGCACGUCUGUGCGGGCUCACUCCCUCAGCUCUGUGGCCCUGGGAGGCCCAGACCUGCAUGUAGGCCAGCCCAGCUGUGCGGAUUAGAGAAGUAGCCCACUCAAGGGCCAAAGGUCACGGGCCAAAGUUUGGCCUGUUCUCUGGGGAUAGAUGGGCCCAGGCCUACGUGAGUGCUCAGGACACCUUCUGGAAGACACAAGAGCCCGUUCCCUGGUGGCCAUCCAGCAUGGAAUGAGCCCUCGGGGACACCGGCAGUCUUCGGGGUAAGGGCGGGGUGCUGACCCCUCAGGCCUUGGCUCCUUCCAUCCAGGGCCUCACACUUCCCAGCUUUCGGAGAGGAACUCAGCCCCUCGACAGCAUUUAUGGACCCCUGGGAAGACCCAGACCUUCGUGACUUGUAGUUUAGGUAGGACACGUCUCCACGCCUGGCAGAGCCCCGAGGUCGGCCUGUGCCCUCCACCUUCUGGCUCCGGCAAGCUGCUUCCUCCAGGCAGCCCUCCACCAGGCCCCAGCUUAGGGGCAGCCGCGUGUCUGGGCCGGCUGCUGGCCAGACCCACCUUUGUCACAGGCUGGCUCGUCCUGGCUUGGGGCUCGGGGAGGCACAGCUAAGACACCUCACGCGGGGGCACCUGGGUGGCUCAGUGGGUUAAAGCCUCUGCCUUCA
This is a messenger RNA of Enhydra lutris kenyoni (northern sea otter), 4277 nucleotides long. RefSeq names its product kinesin-like protein KIF26A. The record is from RefSeq and is a predicted model, not a curated record. Gene Ontology annotation, biological process: microtubule anchoring. Gene Ontology annotation, molecular function: microtubule binding. Gene Ontology annotation, cellular component: centrosome. The transcript has 10 exons. Bases 200 to 3031 code for a protein of 943 amino acids. NCBI's taxonomy places the organism in Eukaryota, Metazoa, Chordata, Mammalia, Carnivora, Mustelidae.